UGACCUCUCCUCUCCUUGGCAGACUAUCCCUGGAGGUGGAGCCACUCCAUCCCCAUGAACUCGGCUCUCAUCAAAUGGAUGUAUCUGCCCGACUUCUACAUGGCGCCCAACUCCACCAACCUCAUCAGUGACUUCCUGCUGCUGCUCUGUGCUUCCCAGCAGUGGCAGGUCUUUGAAGCCGAGCGGACGGAGGAGUGGCUGAGGGCGGCCGGGGAGAACACGGACCAGCUGGAGCUGGCCAGGGGCAGACCCAACCCGGUGCCCAACUUCAUCAACUGCAGGUCGUACCUGGACAUGCUGAAGGUGGUGGUGUUCCGUUACCUCUUCUGGUUCGUCCUGGUCGUGGUCUUCAUCACCGGUGCCACCCGCAUCAGCAUCUUCGGCCUGGGCUACCUGCUGGCCUGUUUCUACCUGCUGCUCUUCGGCACGGCCAUGCUGCGCAAGCCAGCCAAGGCCCGGCUGGUGCUCUGGGACUGCCUCAUCCUCUACAAUGUCACCGUCAUCAUCUCCAAGAACAUGCUGUCGCUCCUCUCCUGCGUCUUCGUGCAGCAGAUGCAGAGCAACUUCUGCUGGGUGAUCCAACUCUUCAGCCUGGUCUGCACCGUCAAGGGCUACUAUGACCCCAAGGAGAUGGGCAAGGACCAGGACUGCUCGCUGCCCGUGGAGGAGGCUGGCAUCAUCUGGGACAGCAUCUGCUUCUUCUUCCUCCUCCUUCAGCGCAGAGUCUUCCUCAGUUACUAUUUUCUGCACGUCAUGAUGGAGCUCCAGGCCUCGGCCUUGCAGGCCUCCAGAGGAUUCGCGCUGUACGAGGCCAGAACCCUGAAGAGCAUGAGUUCCCACCGGCACGCCGAGGAGAAGUCCCUGGCCCAGCUCAAGCGACAGAUGGAGAGGAUCCGGGCGAAGCAGGAGAAAUACCACCUGGGGCAGCGCCGCAGCGACUCCGCCGAGGCCCCGGACGAGGACCAGCCAGAGCCGAGUGGCGAGAAGGACCCUUCCCGGCAGAGGAAGAAUUGGUGGCGGCCCUGGUUAGACCAUGCCGCAGUGCUGCACUCGGGUGAGUAUUUCCUCUUUGAGUCGGACAGUGAGGAGGAGGAGGCCAGCUUGGAGGAGCAGAAGCCAGCCAAGCAGAGUGCGUUCCAGCUGGCGUAUCAGGCCUGGGUGACCAAUACCAAGUCUGCACUGAAGGAGCGGCAGCGGCAGGACCGGGAGGACGCUGAGUCGCCAGCAGGGGACGGCGGAGAUGGAGACGUCUGUGAGGCCGAUACGCCUGAAGAGCCUGAGGACCAAGAGGAGGAGGACACAGAGAGAAGCAACAUGGUGCAGCGGGCGCUGAACAUGGUGCGUUUCCUGUGGGUGCUGUGCCAGGCCACGGUGGACGGGCUCACCCAGUGGCUCCACGCCUUCACCAAGGAGCACAGGGACAUGUCCACCGUCCUGUGGGUGGAGAGAUACGUCCUCACCCAGAAGCUGUGCCAGGGCGACGAGGUGCACAGCGGGGUCCUGGACGACCUGUACCAGCCGGCGCCGGGCGACGAGACAGGCCUGCAGGCGGCCGCCGCCGUGGACUCUCACAACAGCAUGGCUUCAAGUGGGUGCGAAGGAGGCGACCUUCUCAGCAGUGGGGCUGAGGGCACCGACGACACCAUCUCCCCCCUGACAACCGGCUACCACAGUGAGGAGCAGAUAACGGCCCUGAGCUCCCAGGAGGAGGUGGAGCGGAUCCAGGGGUCUCAGGAGCUCCUGGUGUAUCCCAAGCACCGGACCCGAACGGCCAGCGAGCUGCUCUCCAACAGGCAGAAGUACUUCCAGGAGUUGGAGGAGUCGGAGCAGUUCUACCGGGCCCAGAACCGCUUCCUCAAGCUGCUGCUGGCCCUGUACCACUUCGUGGCUGCCCAUUCCGAGCUGCUCUGCUACUUCAUCAUCAUCCUCAACAACAUGGUGUCGGCUUCCGUCAUCUCCCUCUGCCUGCCCAUCCUGGUCUUCCUGUGGGCCAUGCUCUCCAUCCCGCGGCCCAGCAAGCGCUUCUGGAUGACGGCCAUCGUCUUCACCGAGGUGAUGGUGGUGGUGAAAUACCUCUUCCAGUUCGGGUUCUUCCCCUGGAACAGCUACUCCUCACUGGUGCGGAACGAUGCCAAGCCCUUCUUCCCGCCGCGCAUCCUGGGCCUGGAGAAGACCGACCGCUACCUCAAGUUUGACCUUGUGCAGCUCAUGGCUCUGUUCUUCCACCGCUCUCUCCUGCUGUGUUACGGCCUGUGGGAUCACAAGGAGGAUGCCUUCGCCAAGUGGAAGCGCGAGGCCGAGCGGGCGGAGGAGGAGAAGCGCGAGGCCGAGCGGGCGGAGGAGGAGAAGCGCAAGGCAGCAGAGCCGACGGAGGAAGAGAAGCGCGAGGCCGAACCGGUGGAGGAGGAGAAGCGCGAGGCAGCAGAGCCGGCAGUGGAGCCGCCACCCGUGCUGGACAGGGGGGACGGUGCGGAGCCCCCAGCAGCGAAUGGGGCAGAGGCAGAGGUGGUGGCAGCAGGACUGGAGCUGCAGGAGAAGGGGGCCGGGGAGGGGGAGAAGGGGAGCCAUCUGCGCUUCCGGAAGAAGAAGAAGGAGAAGAGGAGGUGGACCAAGAAGUGGAAGGCAGUAGCAACAGUGGCAGAGGAGGAGGAGGAGGAGAAGGAGAAGGAAGAGAAGAAGCAGAGCCCAGCCCGGGAGAAGCUGAAGGCUGCUGGGCUCAGAGUCAAGCUCUUCCUUCUAGCUGUGGCACAGAACAUGUACCAGCCACUGAGGGGCUUCUUCUGCGCCAUCCUGCACACCAAGUAUCAGGCUGCUACUGAUGUCUACGCCCUCAUGUUCCUGGCAGACGUGGUCGACUUCAUCAUCAUCAUCUUCGGCUUCUGGGCCUUUGGGAAACACUCGGCUGCUGCCGACAUCACCUCCUCGCUGUCGGACGACCAGGUGCCAGAGGCCUUCCUGGUCAUGCUGCUCAUCCAGUUCUCCACCAUGGUCAUCGACCGAGCCCUCUACCUCCGCAAGACCGUGCUGGGCAAGCUCAUCUUCCAGGUCAUCCUGGUCUUCGGCAUCCACCUCUGGAUGUUCUUCAUCCUGCCAGCGGUCACCGAAAGGAUGUUCAGCCUGAACACAGUAGCCCAGCUGUGGUACUUCGUGAAGUGCAUCUAUUUCGCUCUGUCGGCCUAUCAGAUCCGCUGCGGCUACCCGACUCGCAUCCUGGGCAACUUCCUGACCAAGAAAUACAACCACCUCAACCUCUUCCUCUUCCAAGGGUUUCGCCUGGUGCCCUUCCUGGUGGAGCUGCGUGCCGUGAUGGACUGGGUCUGGACCGACACCACCCUGUCCCUCUCCAACUGGAUGUGCGUGGAGGACAUCUACGCCAACAUCUUCAUCAUCAAGUGCAGCCGGGAGACUGAGAAGAAAUACCCCCAGCCCAAGGGCCAAAAGAAGAAGAAGAUUGUCAAGUACGGCAUGGGCGGCCUUAUCAUCCUCUUCCUCAUCUGCAUCAUCUGGUUCCCGCUGCUCUUCAUGUCGCUGGUGCGCUCCGUGGUGGGCGUGGUCAACCACCCCAUUGACGUCACCGUCACCCUCCAGCUGGGGGGCUACGAGCCGCUCUUCACCAUGAGCGCCCAGCAGCAGUCCAUCCAGCCCUUCACACCCCAGGACUACGAGGAGCUCACCAAGAAGUUUGAAAGGCAGCCGGUGGCCAUGCAGUUCAUCACGCUAUACGGCUACGAGGACAUCGUGAGGGCGCAGAUCGAGGGCAGCUCGGGCUCGCUCUGGAGCAUCAGCCCCCCCAGCCGCGAGCAGAUGCGGGGGGAGCUGCUGAAAGGCUUGUCGGACAUCACGCUGCGGCUCACCUGGACCUUCCAGAGGGACCUGGGCAAGGGUGGCACCGUGGAGCACACCUUCGACAAGCACACCACCGACUUGCAGCCGGGCACCCCCAUCCGCACCGAGCUCGCCGACCUGCUGCAGGGAACCAGGAACACCGCCGUGAAUGUCCCCCAUCUCUUCCCCACGUACGUCCGCGCACCCAACGGCCCAGAGGCCAACCCCGUCAAGCAGCUGCUGCCAGAGGAGGAGGAGAGCUACCUGGGCGUGAAAGUGCAGCUGCACCGGGAGCGCGUGGGCGCCAACGACAGCUACCUGGAGUGGUGGGUGGUGCAGCUGAGCGAGUGCCAGCAGACCUGCAACAUCCUGCCCAUGGUGAUCUUCAACGACAAGGUCAGCCCGCCCAGCCUGGGCUUCCUGGCCGGCUACGGGAUCAUGGGCCUCUACGUGUCCAUCGUGCUGGUGAUCGGCAAGUUCGUGCGGGGCUUCUUCAGCGAGAUCUCGCACUCCAUCAUGUUCGAGGAGCUGCCGUGUGUGGACCGUAUCCUCAAGUUGUGCCAGGACAUCUUCCUGGUGCGCGAGACGGGCGAGCUGGAGCUGGAGGAGGAGCUCUACGCCAAGCUCAUCUUCCUCUACCGCUCGCCCGAGACCAUGAUCAAGUGGACGCGGGAGAAGGAGUAGCAGGGAGCUGCUGCGGGCCCCCUCCGCCCCCUGGACUGUCACAACCGAGGCCUUAACCCAGCCCAGCCAGAGCGCCCCGGCGUGGGGGGCCGGGCCGAGUGCUCCAGGCGACCCGCCAGUCCCUUCCCCUGGCCGGCAGGGGGUCUGAGCUGUGCCCAGCGCCACCCGUGUGCAGAGGGGGCAUCUUGGGCAGGCUGGACUUGUGCUUUUUAAAAGGAAGUUGAACUGCUUUACGAGUGAGUCCUGUAAAGGCAGCUGGGUGAAGACCCCCCUCCCGAGGAGUCACGCUCCCUCCCCAUCAGCGGGGUGGGGACACGCUCCUGCCCCAGCCCCACCUCAGUGCCUUCCAGCCCUACUGCUUCCUGGCUGUUAGCACCCCUGGGCGAAGGGGGGUGCAUGCUGGAGCCCAUUCAGCGGCUGUGCCUGCCUGUGAGGGAGAUGGGCUCCCCCUCCUGCAGCGGGAGAAUCCAAGCCAGCCGCCCGCAGUCGCUCCCAACUCCACUGCAGGCAAAGCCUGGCCCAGUUGCCCCCUUGGCCUGCUCCUGAAUCUGGCUGCACUAACACUCCAGAGCAAUACCUUCCUCGCCCCCCCCUCCCCCCCAGCACAGCACUGGCCAGCACCCAUGGGUGCAAGCAGAGGGUCCCACUAGCCUGACAGCCCCCCCGGCGGUGCUGGGCUUGCCGCUCCUCUUGCCCUGCCUGCAGAGGGCGUGGGACAUGCUACUGCAGCCAAGGCCCAGUGCAGGGAGCUCUGCUCGUCCCAGGACUGGUUCGCCCCCCCCAGGCACUCCAAGGGGGGAGGGCUGGGCUCGCUCCAGCUGGACUGUAGAUUUUUUUAAAUUCAAAUGGUUUAUUUAUACAGAUCUCUAAUAAAAGCCAAGCCACGGCCUGUUAGCGUGA
This is a messenger RNA of Trachemys scripta elegans, 5409 nucleotides long. RefSeq names its product piezo-type mechanosensitive ion channel component 1-like. Gene Ontology annotation, cellular component: plasma membrane; endoplasmic reticulum. Gene Ontology annotation, molecular function: monoatomic cation channel activity; mechanosensitive monoatomic ion channel activity. The record is from RefSeq and is a predicted model, not a curated record. Bases 55 to 4509 code for a protein of 1484 amino acids. Gene Ontology annotation, biological process: regulation of membrane potential; detection of mechanical stimulus; cellular response to mechanical stimulus. The transcript has 29 exons. NCBI's taxonomy places the organism in Eukaryota, Metazoa, Chordata, Testudines, Emydidae.